This is a messenger RNA of Callorhinchus milii (elephant shark), 818 nucleotides long. It is a transcript of the gene nudt1, whose product is annotated as nudix (nucleoside diphosphate linked moiety X)-type motif 1. Bases 124 to 618 code for a protein of 164 amino acids. The transcript is spliced from 3 exons. Gene Ontology annotation, biological process: DNA protection. Gene Ontology annotation, molecular function: 8-oxo-7,8-dihydroguanosine triphosphate pyrophosphatase activity. NCBI's taxonomy places the organism in Eukaryota, Metazoa, Chordata, Chondrichthyes, Chimaeriformes, Callorhinchidae. The record is from RefSeq and is a predicted model, not a curated record.
UCAAAACAUCUCAAAAGAGCUUCAGGGGCUUCUAUUGUAAAGUGUGGUGACUGUGCUUCACUACUGCAGUAGUGUGUGACCUCCCUUGUUUGGGUAGGAGUCUGGGUAAAGGGGUAAACACUGAUGCCGACAGAGAUGUUCACCUCCAAGCUGCUGACUCUGGUGAUAGUGGUUAAACCGCAGCAGGUUCUCCUGGGCUUGAAGAAACGUGGCUUUGGGGUCGGACGGUGGAACGGGUUCGGAGGCAAAUUGCAGCCUGGAGAGAGCAUCGAGCAAGCCGCCAAGAGGGAAUUAUGGGAGGAGAGCAGCCUGACCGUGGACAGCCUGGAAAAAAUCGGAAACAUCCGGUUCGAGUUUGUCGGGGAGACCGAGAUCCUGGACGUUCACAUAUUCCGCACGGACCAUUACCACGGAGAACCGUCCGAAUCCGAGGAGAUGCGGCCACAGUGGUUUGACCUGGAUGCCAUCCCAUUUGACCGGAUGUGGCCGGACGAUAUCUACUGGUUCCCGCUGUUGCUCCAGAAGAAGAAAUUCCAAGGUUACUUCAAAUUCCAGGGACAUGAUACUAUCCUGGACUAUACACUGCAGGAGGUGGAGGAGUUACCGGUUGACAAAUAAUCAGGGACAGAGAUCGGGGUGGGGGGGAAAGAGAGGUGCACUGACCCUAGAGGGUGGGAGUGAGGAGGGAGACAGUGUUACAUUCGGUACCAGCCUCCUGCAAUGAAAUGUAACCAAAACUACCCCCCGUACCCUCCCAAAUUCAAGUAAGGUUACCAAUCCUUGCAUUUGAUAUCGCGCCUUAUCACGUUUUCGGGACU